AUGGCGGAAUUUGUAAUACGUGCAGGAAAAGAGAUUUUAGGAGAAACUAGUGGAAAGAUCUGGAAAGAUAAAGAAACCUGGUGGUUCAAUGCUGAAGUACAGCGGGCAAUAACAGAGAAGAAAGAGGCUAAGAAGAAAUGGGAAAUCUCCCCAGCCGAGAGAGAUAAAGAAGAAUAUAAGACCAAAAUUAAAGAGGCAAAGAGAGCAGUGGCAAUAGCUAAGAGAAAGGUCUUCCAACUGGCGAAGACAAGGGAUAAAAGCACAAAAGAUAUCGUACACAUUAAGCAAAUGAAAGAUGAGAAUGGAAAUUUAAUCAGCACAGAACAAGGAAACAUCAAGAGAUGGGAACAGUAUUUCUCUAAAUUACUGAACGAGGGAAAUGAACGGCUGAUCAGAGGUGAUGGAGAUGCUAACCAGGGUGCAGUCUUGGAAAUAUCAAGGAUAGAGGUGCAACAGGCGCUGAAGAAGAUGAAAAACGGGAAAGCCACGAGACCAGACGGCAUCCCCAUAGAAGCCUGGAAAGCGAUGGGAGAGGAAGGCAUUGUCGUGUUAAGGAUGCUGAUGGGGAAGGUGAUGGAGGAGGAGAAUAUCCCGACAGUCCGAUGCACAGUAGGAAUGACAGAUAAGUCUGAGGUUAAGGUUGGCUUGCACCAAGGCUCGGCCCUCAGUCCAAUACUGUUCAAUCUGGUUAUGGAUGUGAUGACAGAGGAAGUGCGUGAAAAGCCACCAUGGUGCAUACUGUAUGCCAAUGACAUCGUGUUGGUGGGCGGACACGAAGCAGAAGCUAUAGAGGAAGAUGGAAGGAUGGAGAACUGCAUUGGAGAGUAG
Penaeus indicus is the source of this 828-nucleotide messenger RNA. RefSeq lists its product as uncharacterized. NCBI's taxonomy places the organism in Eukaryota, Metazoa, Arthropoda, Malacostraca, Decapoda, Penaeidae. The record is from RefSeq and is a predicted model, not a curated record. The coding region runs from base 1 to 828 and encodes 275 amino acids. The transcript is spliced from 3 exons.